Messenger RNA from Hypoxylon trugodes, 2495 nucleotides. RefSeq names its product TAP-like protein-domain-containing protein. The record is from RefSeq and is a predicted model, not a curated record. Bases 287 to 2086 code for a protein of 599 amino acids. Lineage: Eukaryota; Fungi; Ascomycota; Sordariomycetes; Xylariales; Hypoxylaceae. The transcript has 2 exons.
AUCUAAUGUAGCUCGAGCAAUGGCGAGGGGGACACAGCCUGCGAAGAUGGGGAAGAGACUACGUACACUACGCAGAUAUGCCGGCUUCGUGGUGCCAUGCCAUCAGUAAUAGGGGGGUUACAGUAUCUAGGACUACGAAGAUGAAGAGCUAUAUUAAUGUGCUUGUCUCGCCAGUUUUCUCUUUCGAAAUCACCAUCAACUCAAACCAAAGGAACUUUACUUCAUCAAGACCCAUCGGAUCCGUAACGAUACCUUUAGUCAAGUUAUUAUCGAAACAGACCCGAAAAUGAAGUAUUCUACAGUAGCCGGCCUCGUGGCUAGCCUCGGCCACUCUGCUACGGCCUCGGACACUUCGGGAUUCGACUGGAAAAACCUCAAGCCGUCCGCUUCACUUGAAUACACUCCUUGCUACGACGAAUUCAAGUGUGCCAAGCUCUCGGUCCCUCUCGACUGGCUCAAUAACUCGAGCUCCACCAACGGUACCGCCCGCGCUAACAUCGCCAUCAUCGCCCUCCCAGCGACAGUCCCCGAGACUGAUCCUUCCUUCGGCGGCACCAUCAUCAUGAACCCUGGCGGACCCGGCGAGUCUGGUGUCGAGUUCGUGCUAGGCCUCGGCCACACCUCACAGAACAUCGUCGACGCUAACAAGCACUACGAGAUCCUCUCCUUCGACCCGCGCGGCGUCGGCCUCUCCGAACCGCGAGCUGAUUGUUUCAACAAUGAAUACGCCCGCAAUAUCUACAAUCUACAAUCGCGCGCCAUGGGGAGACUGGACAUCAGCACGGAUGCGACUAGACGCGUAGCCUCUCUAGUGGGUGCCCUUGCAGAACGCUGCGGAGAAGCUACCGGUAUCCAGGGUUAUAUGUCUACAGCGAGCGUCGCCAGAGAUAUGGUCGAGAUCGUGGAUCAGAUCGAGGAGCUGAGGAACAAGAACGCUACUUCCACCAACGCGAAGAAAAUGCGCAUCCGUGGAAGCUCCGAGUACCCGCAGAGCAGUGAUGAUGUUGCUAGAAUCCAGUACUGGGGUUUCUCUUAUGGAACUAUACUUGGAAACUACUUCGCUUCCAUGUUUCCCGGUCGCGUUGGACGGAUGAUGCUUGAAGGUGUCGUCAAUGUUCACGACUAUCUUAAAGGUGAAUGGGCCAAGAACCUCCAGGACACAGAUGAGGAAUUGAAUGCCAUAUGGGAUGGGUGUUACGACGCCGGCUCCGAAUGCCCCCUUUACAAGCCCACCGACAAGAGCGGUGGAGAUAUCCGCAGCCGCGUCGAGAAAUUCCUAAGUGAUCUUCAAACUUCACCGGCCCAAAUCGUAGACGGAACUUAUGUCGAAGAGGUCACACGUGAAGAUGUUCUCUCCAGAAUGUUCUCCUCACUCUACGACCCCAUAUACGGGUGGCCGUCCAUGGCUGCGGGAAUAGCCGAGGGGAUGGAGGGCAACUUCACUAAUCUGUACAGCAUAACCACCGCCGAGGCCUACUGUUCGACGACUGAGCCUCAGAGCUACACGUGGAAAUCAGACUCGCUCUUCGGCGUCAACUGCGGCGACGCCGUCGACCAAACUGACAUGACGAUCUCCGACUUCCAGGCCUACGUUGCGGAGCUCAACACACAGAGUACAAAGUUUUCCUCGAUCUGGUCCACCAAACGUCUUGCCUGUCGGGCAUGGCGCUACCGCCCCAAGUACCGAUUCGAAGGCCCCUUCACGUCUCCCGCGGCAGCCGGUUCGCUAUCGAGUCCCGUAGCCGGAAAGCCCGCCGCGCCGAUCCUAUUCCUAUCCAGCAAGUUAGACCCGGUGACGCCGCACAAGAACGCCGGUGCCAUGGCAGCGGACCACCCAGGCGCCGGUGUAUUAACCCAGGAUAGCAUGGGCCACGGCACCAUCAAAACACCUAGCAAAUGCAAGAACGCGUACGUCUCCAAGUACUUCGAGACAGGCGAACUGCCGCCCGCGGGAACCGUGUGCGAGUCCGACUGCAAGGUGUUCCAGAAAUGCGAUGCGCCUACCGCGAAGCGAGAUUUGAGCCAUAUCCCUGAGUUCUCGAGGCGCGGCUACAGUCCCUUUGGUCCCUUUGGAAUUUCGGAAUAAUGUUGUAUAACCCUCUAAAUACCUACCUAUUUACUUACCUAGGUAUUUAGACAUUCUAUCAUUUAUUUUACUUUGACAUACUGUCGUUUAGAUAUUCUAUCGUUUAUAUUUUACUUUCUGUAUAAUUAUAUUUGGUUUAUUUGAGGUGGGCUUGGGGUCAUGUGUAGUGCAUAUAGAGAGGGAGGAUUCACAUAAUAAAAUUUAUAGAGUUGGUGGUCAAACUAAUGUGUUUCUACUUAUCGGUGUGCAAUUAGCUAGCUGAAGAGCCCCAGAACUGCCGGCGCCGGUAUUUCCUAAGCGAAUCGAAAACAACAUCGCAACAAAUCUUCCGCGUAUAUCUCAUGACUCGAUGAGAAGGCCGAAACAGGAUUCCAUAGUGUUAGAUUUUGAAAAAGCACCUUCGAAUAUU